This is a messenger RNA of Diabrotica balteata, 1919 nucleotides long. The record is from the annotation of a GenBank genome assembly. NCBI's taxonomy places the organism in Eukaryota, Metazoa, Arthropoda, Insecta, Coleoptera, Chrysomelidae.
AUUGUGUCAUGCAAAAGUUUUAUCUUAUCUUUGUUCAAGUAGAGAUUGUUUCAAAAUUCAAAGUUACACUUUUCUUUUAAGUGCACGGCUAUAUGUCUUAUAUUAGUUGGUCAGUCACGUUAUUCAUUUUUUACAUAUAAUAAAAAUGGAUUAUCUGUCUUUACCAAUUAAUGCCCUAAAGGGCACCCUAAAUAAUCACUUUCAAGGGAAGGAAGCUUGGCAAAUAGUCACAACUACAACUACAACUGUACUGUUGUCAGUAUGGUUUUAUGGAUUUUUGUUUCAAGAUGAAAGUCUUACUGAAAGAACAAAGAAAACAGUAUUCAGGUUAGCAAGAAAGAUUCCUGCAAUCAGAAAGAGAAUAGAGACUGAAUUGGACACAAUAGCAAAGGGUUUUGAAGAUGACAUUAAGAAAUCAACCAAUACUGUAACAUAUAUUACUGAACUACCUCAAAAAGGGUUAACAAAUGAGGAACUUAUUCAAUGUUUGGAUAAGAAUUUGUCCCUGGGUGAAUACAACUGGAAAGGUGGUAAAGUAUCAGGAGCCGUUUAUUUUUACGAUCAAGAUUUGAUAAACCUCAUUUCUGGCAUUUAUGGUAAAACUGCUUACACAAAUCCUUUACAUCCAGACUUAUUUCCUGGUAUAUGCAAAAUGGAAGCCGAAGUUAUUAGAAUAACAUCUAGCCUAUUUCAUGGAGACGAGAAUGCAGUUGGAUCGAUGACUAGUGGUGGGACUGAAUCAAUACUAAUGGCCUGCAAGGCGUAUAGAGACUAUGCCAGAGAAGUUAAAGGCAUUAAAAAGCCAGAAAUAGUCGUACCGACAACAGCGCAUUCAGCUUUCGAUAAGGCUGCUCAAUAUCUGAAGCUAAAAGUUAGGUCUAUACCAGUUGAUCCUCAAACGUACCAAGUGAAUCUUACGAAAUUUAGAAGAGCUAUCAACUCGAAUACCGUGAUGUUGGUAGGAUCAGCUCCAAAUUUCCCAUAUGGAACCAUGGAUAACAUUACAGCCAUAUCUGAAUUGGGUGUGAAGUAUAACAUACCUGUUCACGUGGAUUCUUGUCUAGGGGGAUUUUUGAGCUGUUUUAUGGAAGAGGCGGGAUAUCCCAUACCUUUGUGCGAUUUUAGACUACCUGGAGUUACCAGUAUUUCUGCUGACACACAUAAAUAUGGUUACACACCAAAAGGUUCCUCAGUAGUAAUGUAUAGGAAUAAAAAAUACCGUCAUUACCAAUACACAGUAACGACAGAUUGGCCUGGUGGUGUCUAUGGUUCACCAAGUGUUAGCGGAUCAAGACCAGGCGGUAACAUAGCAGUUUGUUGGGCUGCCAUGCUCAAUUUUGGUAAAGAGCAGUAUAUACAAGCCACCAGAGAUGUUAUACAUACUGCUAGAUAUAUAGAAAAGGGAUUACGCAGAAUGAAGGGUAUUUUCAUUUUUGGAACACCUGUCACUAGCGUUAUAGCCAUCGGUUCAAAUGAUUUCGAGAUAUACAGAUUAUCUACGGCACUGAAAGAGAGCGGAUGGAGUUUGAACGUUCUGCAAUUCCCUUCAGGUAUCCAUCUGUGUGUAACUAGACAGCAUACUCAAGCGGGAGUAGCAGAUAAGUUCUUAGAAGAUGUCAGAACGUCUUUGGAUGAAAUUUUGAAGGAUCCAUCUCAACCCGUAACUGGAAAGAUGGCGCUUUAUGGAACUGCUCAAGAGUUACCAGACAGAUCCAUCGUUGGUGAUUUCACAAGAUUAUUUUUGGAUUCUAUGUUAUAUGUACCAAAAAAAGAAAAAACAGAGGGGAAUAUUAAAGCUUAAAGUAUUUUAAUAUAGAUAUUUUUAAAUGUGGGUAUAUUUGUAUACAUGUUGAAAUUAUUUUGUUAAAGGUUUAUAAUGCCAUAAUAUUUGUGAUCUAUAUUUAAUAAAUGUUUAUUUG